GUGAACACGCUGUAGAGUCAGCACUAACCGUUGCCCGCGAGUGCUGUAUAUUUUUUUAAUACAACAUAGUACAUUUAAUAUUAUCGCAUACGUCACACGAGAUUAUCCAUCUUCUCGCACUCCGAUCGCGGUGUAUAUAAGUGUUUUUAAUACGCUUAUAUUGUAUUAUAUUUCAGUAUAUAAUCGUCGUCUUCAUUCUUAGACGUAUACAAUAUCUGUAUACUCGCUCGCACUGCAGCACGCCRCUCGUUUCAUAUCAUAUUAUUAAUUUAUUAUUGUUAUUGUAGAGACAAUAUUGUAAGCGCACGCUAGCACCGAUUUAGAUCGUGUCUCCGUUUAUCUCGUCGAUUUCUGCAGUAGUUACUUACCUGUAUAUAUAUAUAUGUGUGUGUGUAUAUUGUAUAUGUAUUAAUCGUACAAAGAUAAUAUUGUACGGUAAUCAAAAACAAUUCCAUUCAACUAAAAAGUUUACCACUCGGUCGUGCGUUGGUUUUUUUCCGAGGUUCUGUACGUUUUUUUAGUUCACGAAAAUUCAUAGUGUCACACGUGAUGCGUUGACCGAGACCGUAGUUGACGUCUUCAAUUUUUGUUCUAUUGUACCGCAUCAAAGACGUAUAUACUAUAUUUGGAUACGUGGACUGUUUACACAAAUCACUUAGGUAUCAAAAGUGUAUAUCCGGAGAUCUGACUAUCUGAGUGCUGUAAAUGCUCCUGCACACGACCCGGCGAACGUACAGCGAACGAUUGAUGCACAACGAACAGUUUAUCGCCGCGACGAAGAUAUAACACGCCAUCAUGGUACACACGGGGUCUUGUAGCGACCGAAUACACAACAAAUUGGCCAGCUACUUACCGAUACUGACAUGGAUGCCAAAGUACAAGAAGGUGGACUUGCUGUACGAUGCCGUGUCGGGCAUCACUGUCGCGCUUACGUUGAUGCCUCAGUCUAUAGCUUACGCGUCGCUAGCAGGAUUGGACCCACUCUUUGGAUUGUAUGCUGCAUGCUUCGGUAGCUUGAUGUACAUAAUAUUUGGAUCAGUACGUCAAAUUACUAUCGGACCUGCAUCCGUUGUUGCGUUGCUCACUUUCAACUACGUCAAUCCAGCGCUACCAACUACGGCGGUAAUUCUCUGUUUUGUGUCUGGAAUUGUCGAGCUCAUCUGUGGACUUCUCCGCCUAGGUACAGCAAGUUUGUUAUUCGAUAAAAUUUGAUCGAACCCCAAUUUAUUUCCAUACCA
Molecule: messenger RNA, 1238 nt
Organism: Diuraphis noxia (Russian wheat aphid)
Lineage: Eukaryota; Metazoa; Arthropoda; Insecta; Hemiptera; Aphididae
Product: sodium-independent sulfate anion transporter-like
Biological process (GO): sulfate transmembrane transport
Cellular component (GO): membrane
Molecular function (GO): secondary active sulfate transmembrane transporter activity
Source: RefSeq, a predicted model, not a curated record